UAUCUUUCACCUGGCCUCUAGGCAAAGGAGCCUGGGGUUAGCUGGCUGCCCGGGGUAAGGCACGGCUCAGGCAGGCUCCCUGGCCUCGCCCACCCCUUAGCAGUUGGGAUUUGCUGCCCUAGGCUGGCGUGACGACGGGUCCGUAGGUCUCUCGCUGCAGGGGGAGCGGCCCCGCCUGCCCCGGGAGCAGAGCGCUGCAGUUCAGCAUAAGUUAGCGUGUCCGCCCCGAGGGCAAAUGGCGCAGGGACGGGCCAGGUCGCGCAGGGCGCAGGUGCCCGCGAGGCCCGGGCUGGAGGUGGGGCCGGCAGGUGUUCCUAGAACAGGAGAUCAAAUCACAAAUGUCUUCCAGAAGUGCAUUGUCGCAGCACAGAUCAAGGCAGCAUGGCAGAUCUACACAAUACGAUGAAGUAUAUGUGGAUUCCUCUUUUCUAGAAGAUACGGCAAGUCCACCUCAAAGUUCUCAAAAUGCUGAACUGGUACUGAUUUCGGAUCGCUUGCCGCCACCACCGCCUCUCCCACUGCAACCACCUCUCGGCCCUGAAUUUUACCCAAGUGAUAGUGAAGAACCGUCUGAUCUCAAACCAGUAAGACGGUUCAUUCCAGACUCCUGGAAGAACUUCUUCAAAGGGAGAAGAGAAAAUCCAGAAUUGGAUCAGCCAGUGUCAGAUAUAAAAUACACUUCGGGUGGAGCUGAGUGUUCUCCACCAGCAUCUCCAAUACAGCAAAAUCACAAGUCAGCUGCUAGUUCCUAUAAAGACCCAUAUGGAGGGUCAGGUGGAAGCUAUAAUUCACGCAAACAAGCUGAAGCCAUGCUUACCCAAGAUCCUUAUGACUCCCUAGAACGACAUACUCAAAUGGCUCUAACUUACAGUGAGAAGGUGGAAGCUUAUAAUUUGAGAUACUCCUACAUGAAAUCAUGGGCAGGUUUACUCAGAAUUCUGUGUGUUGUAGAGCUGCUUUUAGGUGCAGCUGUCUUUGCUUGUGUCACAGCUUAUAUACACAAAGAUAAUGAAUGGUACAACAUGUUUGGAUACUCACAGCCAUAUGGUUUUACAGCAAACAGUAUAUAUGGAGGCUAUUAUUAUAGUGGCCCCAAAACCCCUUUUAUACUUGUAGUAGCAGGCUUGGCUUGGGUAGUGACUAUAGCGCUUCUAGUGCUUGGCAUGUCAAUGUACUAUCGAACAAUUCUUCUGGACUCGAAUUGGUGGCCUUUAACUGAAUUUGGAAUUAAUGUUGCAUUAUUCAUUCUGUAUAUGGCGGCUGCGAUAGUCUAUGUGAAUGAUGCUAACCGAGGUGGACUCUGCUAUUACCAAUUAUUUAAAACACCAAUGAAUGCAUCAUUUUGCCGCAUAGAAGGAGGACAGACAGCAGCAAUAAUCUUUUUGUUUGUCACGGUGAUUGUCUAUCUUAUUAGUACAGUAGUUAGCCUAAAGCUAUGGAGACAUGAAGGAGCAAGGAGGCAUAGAGAAUUAAUGGAACAAGAGAUGAAAACACAAUCUUUUCCACCAAAAAGAAUGUAUGAAAGUACAGACAGACCAAGAGAAGAAGUCAAUUACAGGCAAUUUAAAUCGGUGGAAAUGAAACCUGAACUACUUAAUGGCCACAUACCAUCAGGGCACAUUCCUAAGCCUAUAGUGAUGCCAGACUACUUAGCAAAAUACCCAGCAAUUCAGACAGACGAUGAGCGAGAUCGUUAUAAAGCUGUGUUUAACGAUCAGUUUGCUGAAUAUAAAGAGCUCUCUGCUGAAGUUCAGGUGGUCUUAAAAAAAUUUGAUGAUUUGGAUGCAUUGAUGAGCAAGCUCUCUCUUCAUCCCGGAAACACACUGGAACAUGACAGAAUUUCAAAAGUUCUGCAAGAAUAUAAAAAGAAGAAGAAUGAUCCUACAUUUCUGGAGAAAAAGGAACGUUGUGAAUACCUAAAGAACAAACUUUCUCACAUAAAACAAAGAAUUCAGGACUACGAUAAAGUUAUGAAUUGGAACAUACAGACAUAGUAUCACUCUAACUUUAUGUGGAAGCUACUUAGUAUUUUUGAAAUAGAAAUUAUUUUUAAAUAUUUAUCUUCAAAAUUUAUUAGCUUCCUAAUAUGAAACCAAUUGCUUCCUCAAUCAAUGCCUGUAUGUAGUCUAUUUAAAUCUUGUGUGUUUCUGACAGGUUUUGUAUGCAAUCAUAUUUUAAAUGCAAUAUAACAAAUAAGUUAACAAGCUAUUUUAUGGCAUCUACAUUAAUUGUAUGCUUUAUUAAUAGAUAAAUGCCUAAGUCUGUCCCUUUUUAUGUAAUCAUAGGUAUUUCUCAGAAUCCACUGAGUAAUAUCUGCCGGACAGGAAGGAGAGAAAUGUGGUACAAGCCUCCUUACUGUUUCAGCCUGAAUAUGUAUUUAAUUCUUAUAUCUUUCUUUUCUCAUGCAGAAGUUCUAAAGAAAGCGGUUGAAGUUUUGCCUGAAUAAGGGCUGCAGAACAGGUCCUAUAUUAGCAACCAUAGCAUAGCUUAAUUCUGACCUCUGCCUUGCAGAGGUGAGGUAACUUAUUCACAUUCCUAAACCAUAAUAAUAUGGGAAUGAAGAGAUUAUUGAACUCAUGUCCAGGCUCAGCUAGUGCUGCUAUGGAACUAACACUCUCUACAAACCUCCCCUGGGUGACGUAGGUAGAACUGCAUGUGUUAAAUUAAGGGAAGAGAGCACCCAGAGGAACAUGACUUUCUUGUUUGAGAACUGGAGAGAGUAGCUGAUGCAGGUAAUUGUAAACACUAGGAGUCAAAUGAAUGUACACAGGAAAUUUUAAACUUAAUUCUCAGUAUAAAACCUCCCAAAAAAGUUACGGUAUAUAAACCAUAAGCAGGUGAUGUAAAUCCAAGUGAAAUGUUGUUCACUGAUGAGACAAGCCUCUAGAGAUUUAGCGUACCUUUAUACUAAACCUUACAAUGUGGCUUGAACUUGUAAAUCUAUUUUGUAUCACAGUUGUAAAUACCUACAAACUUAUGAAAAUGUCAUCUUAUAUGAGUUUUAUCUUUGUAUGAACUUUUUUUACUAAUUAAAAUACACUAAAAUUA
Molecule: messenger RNA, 3048 nt
Organism: Malaclemys terrapin pileata
Lineage: Eukaryota; Metazoa; Chordata; Testudines; Emydidae
Gene: MARVELD2
Product: MARVEL domain containing 2
Exons: 7
Coding region: 339-1994 (551 amino acids)
Biological process (GO): bicellular tight junction assembly
Cellular component (GO): bicellular tight junction; apical plasma membrane; cytoplasmic vesicle
Source: RefSeq, a predicted model, not a curated record